UUUUCUGCCAGCCCAGUGAAGCAGCAGCUCGUGUUUUUCGAAGGUUUUUUUUCGCUCGUGGUCACUGUGUGUCGCAUUUUCACCUGCAAAAUCGUCGGAAAACCGCUCGAAAUGGUUGAAAUUGAUUGUGCGAGUGUUCUUAGUUUGUGAUUCGAGUGAAAUUGGUUGCAUUCGCAUCGAGGAGAGCCCCUCUUCCGUGUUAGCAGUAGCAUCGGCAGCAGAAGCUCAUCGCGGUCAGUGGUAGUGGUGGUGGUGCAGUCUGCCCGCUACGUUGUGUGUCGGUAGUGCGUGUGAGGAAGAACGGAUUGCAUUGGUGUGCGCCACCAUCAUCAUCACCAAUCAUCGCCUUCGUCGUCCGUCACCGUCGCCGUCGAUACACUGACUCUGCGUGCACACUGUGUACGGAGGUAAAAAAGAAGACGUCCGAGGAGAUAUAGAUCGAGAGCGAGGCGAUUUUCAGAGCCAAGUUUGAAAUUGAAAUUGCCUUCGCGCACCGCGGCCAGCGAAAUUAUUGGCCAUUGGAGAGAAGCGCAAGCACAAGGCAGCAAGGAAAGAAACCAGAAGCAACUGGAGUGGAGCGGAGGAGGCGAAAUUUCUCCGCAGCCAAGGAAACAGCCGAGCAACAAGGAAGGCACUUCCUGUGUGUAAAAUCGAAGAAGCUCCAGCUCUGGACGGGAAAUAAGGAACACUGAACGUGAAACCAAAGCGAAAGAAUAAUAACCCGACAGAGAAAAAGUGCAGCCUAUCGGUGUCAACCUUGCUGCGGUGAGGCAGUGGUGACCACGUCGGAAGUAACGAAUUAAACAUACAGCAAAUCGAACAUAAGCAUGGAACUACGCGUAGGCAACAAGUACCGGCUAGGUCGGAAAAUCGGAUCCGGUUCGUUCGGUGACAUCUACCUGGGCACAAACAUUUCGACCGGUGAAGAGGUGGCAAUAAAACUAGAAUGCAUCAAAACGAAGCACCCACAGUUGCACAUCGAGAGCAAAUUCUAUCGGAUGCUGCAGGGCGCGGUCGGAAUCCCGACGAUCAAAUGGUGUGGCUCGGAGGGCGAUUAUAACGUGAUGGUCAUGGAACUGUUGGGACCGUCGCUGGAAGAUUUAUUCAACUUUUGCUCAAGACGUUUCACACUCAAGACUGUACUGCUGUUGGCAGAUCAGAUGAUUUCUCGCAUCGAUUUCAUACACUCGAGAAGCUUUAUUCAUCGGGACAUCAAACCGGACAACUUCCUCAUGGGACUGGGGAAAAAGGGGAACCUAGUGUACAUAAUUGAUUUCGGAUUGGCGAAAAAGUAUAAGGAUUCAAAGACGAUGGCGCACAUUCCCUAUCGGGAAAAUAAGAAUCUUACCGGUACGGCUCGCUACGCUUCCAUCAACACACAUUUAGGUAUUGAACAGAGCCGUCGAGAUGAUCUGGAAUCGUUGGGCUAUGUGCUGAUGUAUUUCAACCUGGGUACUUUGCCGUGGCAAGGUCUGAAGGCUGCCAACAAACGGCAAAAGUACGAACGGAUCUCCGAAAAAAAGCUUUCGACGCCUAUCGAAGAACUGUGCAAGGGUUUCCCGGGGGAAUUCGCUUCGUAUCUGUCCUACUGUCGUCAGUUGGAUUUCACGCAACGUCCAGAUUAUUGCUAUCUGCGUAAGGUGUUUCGAACAUUGUUUGCGCGGCAAGGUUACACAUACGACUACGUGUUCGAUUGGAAUAUGCUGAAGUUUGGAGGAUCUUCCCGUCACAACAAUGCCACUGAGCGAAAUAAAACCGGCGCCGUCGUUCAGCAGACCGACCCUGUCGCCCUUGGUUCCAGUAUGGUGGCCACUGCUGGUGGUGGCGUAGUAACGACCGUAACAGGAACGACUGCCUCCCUAGCGAAGAAUGAUUCCUGCAAGCAACUCGCCAACCGGCUGGUCCAGAUGAUGGCCCAAUCGCGACCGCCCGGUGCCGAUCCACAGCAGGUCCCAGUGCCCGGAUCCCAGCAGCAACAACAACAGCAACAACCAUCCCACAACAACAACGCCGGAAGUACGAAUCCGGAACCCAUCGCCACUUUCUCCCGGCAUGACACACCCGAACGCCGCUCAUCCAUCCGUCUGCGUGGCCAGAAUCUUGACUCACGAAACAUUGAAUAAUAUUAAAUUCAUUAUUUAAGUUUUUAUUUACAUAUAUAAUAUUAUAUACCUAAAUUUUGGGAUCCAAGCAGCAGAUCCAGCGAUUGCUUAUAGUUUACCGUCUGUCUGUUGGCGAAUCUUGGUGAAACAAAUUGGCUGCAGCUGCAGCAAACCGAGGAUAAGAAAACGCGAACGGGUCAUCCUUCUUUACCUUAUUUUUUUUAUUUUCAAUGCAAAGAAGGCCCUUUCGCAAUGAAUUACCCACACACAGAAAAUAGACUAGCUAGAGCAAAGAUUAACAUACAACCCAGAAUCGCGUGAAGCCGUGAAUAGGAAUACAACACUCAAACAAUGUUUAUUACUUUAGUAGUAAUGUUCUAGGAACUGGCCAUUUUCGGGAGAAAGGCAGCGCAGCGCGUGCAAGAUUAGAGGAUGAGCGAGUAAGAGAGUAACAGGUUAUGUAGAAUCAUAAUAGGUAUAAUGGAAUUAUUAAUUAAUUCAUUAAUUAAUAACAUAAAUGUAGUAAUGUUCAAGCUGGAAGAAUGAUCCGAGAAAAUCACCCACACAAGGAAAGUGAAUUUGACAGAUAUAAGCACCCCUCACUUAUAUACACAUGAAUUACAAUGAAGGAGUGAAAUUAAAACUCGUACGUCUACCUACAUAAACAAAGAAACAAAACAAAAAUAGAAUUUUGCGUGACAGAAAAAAAAAUGGAAAGAAAUGAGUAGAAAUAGAACUAUUAAACAUAUGCCGUAUGUUUAGGGAUUAAAAUCUGAAAACCAGUCGAUAACAACUAACGAUUUAACCGUAUAGGCUAUAUUACUGCAUAAACACACCAUCAUUAGUAUACACGUGAGGGGCUCCAAUGGUUGGCUAAUCAUGUUUAAUUCUACCAGAGACAGAAACCUCUCUAAAAACGCUCAGUUGACUCGUCUCAUCUCCAUUCCUGACAUUUGAGCCCCAGUGUACACAGCCACUUGAUCAUACACCGGGCGAAAUAAGUGUAAAAUUAAACUUCAAAUCGCGACUUCUCAGAAGGACCAGGAGGUUCCUAGUUUCUCGUUCGACGACAUCAUGUUUUGACUUGUUAGAUGAUCCCAUUUCCCAUUUGCCGUCAACAUAUGGUACGUCAUUUACGCUUGGCCCCUUGGGCAAAUUCGAAAAUACAUAUGUGUAGGAACAUUUUACGUAGAAACGUAUAGAUAGAUUGUGAUUUGAAGUUUGUACUUAUUCUGUCCAGCACAGAAGUGUCCAUGCAGUGUGUAGGGGUAAAUUUCACUAGAUCUACUAGAACAGGAGGAUUCAAACCACGAGGAAAAGGAUAAGCCUCCUGGCGUUCGAAUAAAAUCAUGCAACAAAAGCAAACCAACUGUGUAAAUUAUUUUAAAUCCUCGUGCAAGCGUAAUGAAUUUAUCCAGCACAUGUUCUUUUUCCUAUUCAAACGGUACCGACUUGCUUGAACUAAAAUCCCGUUCUCGUUCCACACCUUUUUGUGUCACAUUGCUAAUGAGCUAAAACAAAAAAGUAACGCAUUUAACUUUUACAUUUCUCCAAAAUUAAAACGCAUCAACAUUUUGUUCUGUUGUAAAAUUAAGAUCCAUGACCUUUUUCUAUAUGUUUGGAUGCAAUUUGUAUAGGGAUGCGCUGUGUAGAACUGUCAAUGGAACUAAGAAGAAAACUACAACUAGUAGAAGAAGAAGUAACCAGGCUCCAGUAAAUAUAGUGUUAAUAAAAAUGAACAGUUGCGAAUAGUGUAUGGCUUAUACCGCUAUGCAUGUGUGUGUGUGUGCGUGUAGAAGAGAAUGUGUGAGACUGUGCGACGUUAUUCUACCUUACUUUUUGUAACUAGUUUGAUUUGAUCUUUUUGCGGCGUGAAGUGAUAUUUGAGAGAUUGUUCUUCAUUUUGUGUCUCUUUUGUGUAAUUAUAGAGUAUGAGUAAAGUAAAAGAAAAAUUAAAAAAAUAUGCAACUAGAUAUACUAGAACAGUGAACAGUAAGAAUAUAACGCGUUCCCAAGCUGGAAGGCGAUGGGAAGAAAGAUUUAACUACUAACGGUAAUGAUACAAUGAUUUAGUACUAUAUAUACAACUAAGAAUAAACAAAAAAAAUACCAAUCGUGAUAGUAGAGAAGUAAAGAAACAAAAAAAAACAAACAAACAAGCAGAAACUUUUUUCAAGGAAAAUCGAGCCAGAGCGAAACAUUACCGAGGGCUGGGAAGAUGCAUGAUCAGAUUCAUUUUUUGCUUGAAACGAGAAAGGAAUCAGAGUUUGCAACACAAAACAGCGAACCCCCCUUUAAAAACGACUGUAUAGAACUGUUGAAGAUAAAAACAAACGCGAGCCCCUUUAAUUCAUUGCUGUGUUGGGGUACAAAAGAGAAAACAAAAACUAAAAACCAAUUUUUGUCCGUAAAUUUUGUAUGUUUGGGAUCGGUAAAUUCAUGCUGUCAUUUAAACUUAUUACAGAAAAAAAAUCGUAAAAAUUUCAUCCACUUUUUGAAAUUAUAGGAAAACGUGGGCCAGAUAAGGGAGGAGAUAAAUAAAAAUCAAUGCUUCUGCGUCUAACUUAUAGCGAUGUUUAUCGAUAAAAAAAACUACCUAUAAAUAUAGUACAUUAUAAUGAACAAGGAUAUAAAUGAAAAAUAAUUCUAGAACAAAAAAAAAACUGCAAAACUACGUUUCAUAAUGAAUUUACUAAAUGAAACAAUAUAAAACAGACUACCGCUAGCAAACAAAACAAAACAGAAAAAAAAACACAACUAAGCGAAAUGAAAUGGAACGAUACACUUUUAGACGGUGAACAUAUUAACAAACAAUUGAACCGUUUAUUGCCGUACGCAUAUAGAGAAAAAAAAACAAACAAAA
Messenger RNA from Ochlerotatus camptorhynchus, 4965 nucleotides. RefSeq names its product discs overgrown (gene dco). Bases 828 to 2123 code for a protein of 431 amino acids. Gene Ontology annotation, molecular function: ATP binding; protein serine/threonine kinase activity. The record is from RefSeq and is a predicted model, not a curated record. Gene Ontology annotation, biological process: positive regulation of canonical Wnt signaling pathway; peptidyl-serine phosphorylation; signal transduction. The transcript has 4 exons. Gene Ontology annotation, cellular component: nucleus; cytoplasm. NCBI's taxonomy places the organism in Eukaryota, Metazoa, Arthropoda, Insecta, Diptera, Culicidae.